This is a messenger RNA of Cladophialophora psammophila CBS 110553, 1287 nucleotides long. RefSeq lists its product as uncharacterized. The coding region runs from base 1 to 1287 and encodes 428 amino acids. The record is from RefSeq and is a predicted model, not a curated record. Lineage: Eukaryota; Fungi; Ascomycota; Eurotiomycetes; Chaetothyriales; Herpotrichiellaceae. The transcript has a single exon.
AUGGUGGUACAGCAGCUCGACGCAUUUCCAGAAGUUGUGAUUUCGCUUCAAAGACUCUCGCUGUCCAACAGCACUAAACAAUCUCCUUCGGGGUCCAACGAGACAGACUAUGUCACAUGGCCCGCUCCAGAUGGAUGGUACACUCCGCCCCAAGGACCUAUGAAUGAGGGGGAAGAACCCUUCCUAGCGUUCCAAGAUCCAUCCAAAUCUCUUAUCAUCGAACGAACCCUGCUUCUGGACACCCUCCACGCGAGACGUCAUGAGCGAUCCCGAUUCGAAGCUCUCUUGUCCCGUGUUGCCCAUUCUGGCCACAUCAAACACGAUCAAGACCUGUCGCGAACACGAGCAUCGGUCCCAGAUAUACUCGCCCUUAGUAGGGAAUGCCGCGCUCAAAGAGGACUUGGUAACAAAGGCAAGUUACCUGGCUCGAAGGGGAUAAAUACUAACUAUUGCUCGAACAGCAAUGAACCUCAGCCAAGGGAUAUCUUAAAGGGGAAAAUGAAGAACCGCUGUGCGAAAGGAGUCCAGCAGGCCUUGAUCUAUGAAAAGGAAUUCGGCCUAGGUUUUCUCGACCGCACUGCUGAUGAAGGUGAGUCAGAGCGAGGCCGGACUAUGAAGCGUACACAUCCUGGCGCAUUCAAUCGAGCAAAGGUGGUCGCGGCUCUUACGAUGCUCCGUGAGACUUACCCAAGUGUUUACAAGGCUGGCCUUGUCGAACAGUUGAAGGCCUGCGAGGCUUCCGAGAAGACACCGAAGCAGAAAGUCACCGCGGCAAAGGCGAGUCAGCGAGCGACUUCACCAGGUAAGCAAACGUCUCUCGAUGGCAACGAGACUGAGGAAUUCUUGAAGCUUUCCAAAUUCACAGAUUCUUUCGCAUCAGUCAAGGACAAGGCUUCCUCAAUCCUUCGGGGUCUGGCGCGCAAAUUCUCAUGUGAAAAAAACGAUCUCUCAGGCCACACGUUUGAGCUUGACAGUUUCCCUGUUUUUCUGAAGAUCAACGACGAGAUUGAGCGAGUGGUUGAAUUGUCCAGAUCUGCUGACCCAGGGUCUGCUUCGUCUAAACCUGGUUGGACGCGAGCAGCCAAGGAGUUCGCGAUUGAUGCAGGAGCCAUAUUUCCAAAAGAAAGUGGAAUCUGCGGUGAACCAGCACAUAUAACUGCACCGGCUUCGGCCCAGGCACCGUGUGCUCAAGGCAAGGAGGCAGACCGGGUGACAACCGUCCGAAUGUGCCGACCGUUCACUUCCCCACGUAUGAUUUCGGUCAAGGUGAGCAAAAACCACGCAUAA